AUGAAGAGCACACUCCGUCCAGAAGCACACAAAGUCGUGACCGACCUCCAAAACCGCGGGCUCACAGUCCACAUCGUCAGCGGCGACAACGUCUCUGCAGUCGAGCACGUCGCUACCACACUUGGUAUCCCGCACGAGAACAUUGCCGCCGGCAAGACACCAGCUGAAAAAUGUGACUACGUCAAAGCCCUCCGCGACGCUGGCAAAACGACUCUCUUCUGCGGCGACGGCACUAACGACGCCGUCGCCGUCGCUGCUGCAGAUGUAGGCGUCCAGCUGGAGGCCAGCAGUAGUGCUGGUGGCUCUGCGUCGGACGUCACUCGUGCCACUGCUGAUGUUGUUCUGCUCGGUAGUCUGGAGGGUGUGCCACGACUGUUGGACGUUAGUAAGGCAGCUUACCGAAGGAUCGUGUUCAACUUUGUCUGGUCCGCCGUGUAUAACGUACUGGCGGUGCUAUUGGCGGGUGGAGCGUUUGUGAAGGUCAGGAUCCCACCGGCCUACGCAGGCUUGGGGGAGAUUGUGAGUAUCGCGCCGGUGAUUGUUGCGGCUAUGAGUAUGACUUGGUGGAAGGGAUGGAGAAAGGGAAAGCGGGAGUGA
Cyphellophora attinorum is the source of this 597-nucleotide messenger RNA. Its product is annotated as P-type cation-transporting ATPase. Gene Ontology annotation, cellular component: membrane. NCBI's taxonomy places the organism in Eukaryota, Fungi, Ascomycota, Eurotiomycetes, Chaetothyriales, Cyphellophoraceae. The record is from RefSeq and is a predicted model, not a curated record. The coding region runs from base 1 to 597 and encodes 198 amino acids. The transcript has a single exon. Gene Ontology annotation, molecular function: ATP hydrolysis activity; transporter activity; ATP binding.